GAGCACUGGGAGGCCAUUGUAGCUGGGGCAGCUCUGCGCGCCGGAGGAAGAGCGGCCGUGGCCCGCCAGCGCCGCGCCCCGUCCCGCCGGAGCCCGACCGAAGGGGAAGACGAUCUUGAAAACAUUACCAGGUCUUCAAGAGAGAAAACUACAUGACACUACACCAUGAGUGACAGUAAAUGUGACAGUCAGUUUUACAGUGUUCAAGUUGCAGAUUCAACAUUCACUGUACUAAAACGUUACCAGCAGUUGAAGCCUAUAGGAUCAGGGGCACAGGGCAUUGUUUGUGCUGCAUUUGAUACAGUCCUUGGAAUAAAUGUUGCUGUAAAGAAGCUGAGUCGUCCUUUUCAGAAUCAAACCCACGCAAAAAGAGCUUACAGAGAGCUUGUUCUUUUAAAAUGUGUCAAUCACAAAAAUAUAAUAAGUUUAUUAAAUGUGUUUACACCACAGAAGUCACUAGAAGAAUUUCAGGAUGUAUAUUUAGUUAUGGAGCUGAUGGAUGCAAAUUUGUGCCAGGUUAUUCAUAUGGAAUUGGAUCAUGAAAGAAUGUCUUACCUUCUUUACCAGAUGUUAUGUGGUAUCAAACAUCUCCACUCAGCUGGUAUCAUCCACAGAGAUUUGAAACCCAGCAACAUAGUAGUAAAAUCAGAUUGUACGCUCAAAAUCCUUGAUUUUGGACUGGCAAGAACAGCAUGUACUAACUUUAUGAUGACUCCGUAUGUAGUAACACGGUACUACAGAGCACCAGAGGUUAUCCUUGGAAUGGGAUAUAAAGAGAAUGUUGAUAUCUGGUCAGUUGGGUGCAUCAUGGGAGAAUUGGUGAAAGGUUGUGUGAUAUUCCAAGGCACUGAUCAUAUUGAUCAAUGGAAUAAAGUUAUUGAACAAUUAGGAACACCAUCAGCAGACUUCAUGAAGAAACUACAGCCUACAGUGAGGAAUUAUGUAGAAAACAGGCCAAAAUAUCCUGGUAUUAAAUUUGAAGAGCUCUUCCCAGACUGGAUAUUUCCAUCAGAAUCUGAUCGUGACAAGUUAAAAACCAGCCAAGCUAGAGAUUUAUUAUCAAAAAUGCUUGUAGUAGAUCCAGACAAGAGAAUUUCUGUAGAUGAAGCCUUGCGUCAUCCUUAUAUUACUGUCUGGUAUGAUCCAGCCGAAGCAGAAGCUCCUCCACCUCAGAUCUAUGAUGCACAAUUGGAAGAAAGAGAACAUGCAAUUGAAGAAUGGAAAGAAUUAAUAUACAAAGAAGUAAUGGAUUGGGAAGAAAGGAGCAAGAAUGGUGUGGUAAAAGAUCAGCCCUCAGAUGCAGCAGUGAAUAGCAACACCAGUCCUUCCCAGUCAUCAUCUAUCAAUGACAUUUCAUCCAUGUCAACAGAGCAAACAUUGGCCUCAGAUACAGACAGCAGCCUCGAUGCCUUGACAGGACCCCUUGAAGGAUGUCGAUGAUCAGCCAGGAUUGCAGACUUGACUUUGGGAAAGAACUCUUGCUUCCAUUGGGCCUGAAUUGCUUGUAAGUUAAUGGAACCAAGUAGAAAAACUCCAUGUUCUGCAUGUUCUGCUAAAGUAAUGCCCGUUUUUUUACUCAGUUGUUAUGAAAUUGCCUGCUUAAUGUUGUAGAAUGAAAGCAAAUUGAUGUCUAAAGAACAGAAAAAUUUCAAUUUAGACACUAUUAUAGGCUUUUCUUUGUUUCAGCCUAUUUCAGGUGAGCAGUUAUAAUAGACUUUUAGCCAAUAACUCCUCUUAAAUGGGUUCAUGAAUCUUGAGUCCUGACUGUCAGGCUUCUGUGCCACAAUGGUUGUUUACAUUUUAGUACAGUAUUGCUCUUAGUAGGUUUUUUGAAUGUAUAGUCUCUAUGAAGUUUGUUUUAAGGUGUGACUGUGACAGUUUGCUGUAUUUAACAACUGGAGUGUUGUAUGUAUGUGUGAACUGGCAUGUUGAACACUCUCAGUACUAUGUUUAAAGGGCAGUUAUUCUUCCAUGUAGCACUUUUUUUUAAUUGAGCCCUUCCUGUCUUCACUUUCCAAAGAUUCUGUCUGUCUUCUUGUAGAAGAGAGAAAUGUGAAGUGUAAAGAAUAUAGCCAUUACUUUGUAUUUUGGCUAUGAGUAUGUAUCUCUAACUGUUUUUCACUUUUUAAAAUGUGGAUGGAAGAUAACAGGGGCUCAACUAAACCUGUGAAGCAGUGCCUGUUUAGAAGAGGAGUGAGUGCUAGAAUGCUCUGUAUUUUCUAGCUUGUGAUCCUGGUCCAUUAACAAACAACCAAACAAACACAAAAGGCAAUUAUAUCUGUGAUGCUCUUCAUUCACUGCAAACCCUGGUGAAAGGACAGAUGAAUUGGAGAGACUUGUAGCCUCAAAAACAGCUGCAUGAAUGUUUUCCAUUUUUUAAAUGGGUCCAUUCUAUCUAGCAAGUAAUUAAAUAAAAAUACAGUAGUUUUAAGUCACUUGUAAAUUAAGUAUUUAGUUACAGAGCUUAGCUCUAUUCCCACCUUAGGAAAACCUCUCUAUUUGUAUUGGAGGAGGAAACUGUACUUAAUAUGUAUUUUCUAAAUAUAGUGUCAGAGGAGAUUAUUUGCUGCUUCAAUAAAGGCUUAUCAACACAGUUUUCAGAAUCGGAUAGUACAAACAUUGCCUGUUACAUUGCACAGUAUGCUGAAUUAGAAAAUGUGUUUGCAGUAGAGUAGGGCUGAAACUGCUUUGUACUCCACACUUGUGAGUUUGUGCACAUUCACUUUGGGAGUGCACAGGUGUGAGGUUUUCCUAAAAGAUCUUGUGUGUGCACAUGUGCAAGAUGAAACUGUAUAACUGUAAAGAGUAAUAGAGAUUUACAAGAUGAGGUAAACCACCACUUUCUUGAAGGCACUAUAUUUAGCUGUUGAUCCAGAUACUCUUGACUUGAAUAUAUAAAUAGAACAUAUAAAAUACAGCAGCCCAGCCAGCCACUGCAUUACUGACAUAUUUGUCUUGUAAAAGAAAAUUGUCCGAUGUUUUUGACUGUAGGAUUUGAAAAGCAGCAAUUUCUCUUUAUGCAAACAUUGCUUUUGUAAUGCAAUUGUACCCCUUUUUAAUAGCUUAUACUUGCUGUAGCAAAAAAAAAUUAAGGUUUUAUGGUCCCAGAAGGUAAAAAAAAAUUAAAAUGAAGAAGAUACAUAAUAUAAUCUUGAAUUCAGAAUUGUCAUCUGGAAUGUAGGGUUUUAAAAAUUGUUUUCAUUUGAAUUGCAAAUUGAUUUAAAUAUUGGGGCUUGGGGUUUUUUCCUGUUGUUUGGUUUGAAAUCUAUGGACACGUUAGUUUAUCUUUGGAUACUGACAGUACAUGUGAAAUAUUUUUAGUGUGUUUUUGUCACUGGAAAAAAACCCCAUUUUUAAAUACAUAUUUACUGUAUAGCAGAACAGUACAGAUUGUUGUUCUGCUGCAUUUUUUUAAUCCUUGUGAUUUGUGCAAGUUAAAAUUAUUGAAGACACGUAUUCAAAGUGAACGUGAGUGAUUCAUGAUGGAAGUGAUCUGCGGGUUUUCAUUUUUCCAGAUUUCUCCCUUUGUCAGCAGAAGUUGCACUGUGCACAUUUUAACAGUUAACUGCUUUAGGUGACUUAAUGCAAAAAAAGUCUGGGGGUUUUUUCGUGGAUUUUGGGUAUAUGCAGAGUUUAAAUUUUUUCCUACUGUACUUGGGCUGCUCUGAAUAGUGAGGGGUUGGAUCAGAUCAUAGAGUCAUAGAAUGGUAGGGUUAGAAGGGACCUUUUACAGAUCAUCUAGUCCAACCUCCCUGCAGAAGCAGGUUCACCUAGAUCAGGUCGCAUAGGAACAUGUCCAGGUGGGUCUUAAAGACCUCCAAGGAAGGAGGCUCCUCAACCCCCUCCAGAUCUCUUCCAACCUAAAUUAUUGUAUGAUUCAAAUUGUCUUCUAAUUUUUUUUAACAAAACUGUCUUAUCUCCAUGAUUUGAACUGGUGUUUGACCUUAUCCUGGUGAGGAACAAUAUGGAACAAAAACCUCACCAACCAGCCCUGAGAUUAACUGAGUCUAUUUGUAAAUCUUGUUGCAGGAAAAGCUGACUCAUACCUUUUUAUUUUUAAUUGUCAUCUUGCUGUGGGAUACAUUGAAGCUUCAGAAUUUUACAGAGGUGUUGUUGCCUUUGAAGCAUGCAUGAAAUGUCUGUGAAUAUCGUGGAUUUUGAUUCCAGUAUAAUUAAAACCCAAAUUGCUGAUAAGCUGAAUCAACAUCCAUGUGAAGAAGGCACGUGUGCAGAGCAUGCAGAGUAGAUGCAUGCUAAAGCUCCCAUGCUAUUUCAGUGUGCACAUAUAGACUAUAAAUGCACUGCAUGCGGAUUCUAGACAUAUAGUCCUAUUCCUGACUGCAGAGGAAGUUCAGUUCCACGUUUGUGGAAGGAUCGUCAGUGCUGUGAGAACCUCAUCACUGAUGCAGAACAAAAUGCACAUGUAACUUGCCAGGGGUUUAAAAGUUUAUAGUUUGGUGUGCAAUAUAAUCACGUUUAUUCCUAAUACUAAAAUCAUGUUUGUAAAGUGAUACAAUUGACCAUUUUUUGUUGCACUUUGGCAUUUAUAAAUAUUUAUAUGUAUUUAAAGAUUAAGAAUAUGUGAGUGUAUGUAUACAUAUACAUCUAUAUAUUAAGAAACCUCCUCAGUUUUGUAAACAUGAAUGUUACUUUUCUUUGAGAAACUUUGUAUAGUGUUAACACUACUGCAGUAUGCAUAAACAAAUGAUGAAAUAUAAAUAAAAAUACAUGGUGGUCAACAUAGACACAAUCUGUAAUCUUAACUGCUCACCUGAAAGAAAAAAAUAAAGGGAGAGGGGAAUCUAUGGCUAUCAAUCAGAUUAUUUACCACAAACAGGAUGUUAAAUAUAUGAACACUGAGUAGCUGAAUGGCAUUGCAGAAAUGGAGUAUGUUUUAAACAGUUCAUUUCAUCUGUACUCUUAUCAUAUUUCCUCAAAAAAACCCAAACGUUCAGAAAGAGAAGCUUGGUGUUUCGAAAUCUGGAUAAGCAGCCUGUUCAGUGUGCUCUGAGGAAAUACUGUGAUAUGACAAGUCUGGUUUUUAUAUUGAAAAAGACGAGAAAUGAAUGUCAAAACUAAGGCUUUGUCUGCAUGGAUCAUACAAAAUAAAUCAAUCUAAUGACUAGAAACAAGUGUUUGCAAACAGCCUGUGAAGGUUUGCAAUGUUUCCCUAAGGGUUUGCAUUUCCUUGUCAAAAUAAUGAAAAAUAAAUUCAGUCUUAACUAGAAAUUAACUAGUUGGUUGGUAGGUUUCAAAAAUGGUCAGGGAACAAGAAGGCUCCUGAGAUUUUCUUUGUCUGUUUAAAGUCCUGACAGAGCGUACAUUUUUACUCAAAAAGAGUUUAAAAAAGAAAAAAAUGAUGCCAUAUGUUUUAAUUUUUCUUUCCUAAAGGAAUUACCCGAAAUGGUAAAUAGGUUUCUUUUUUUAUAUCAGGUUGUACUUGGCUUAAAAUUACAAUUCAAUGAACGAAGUAGGAUUUAGGCAUUGACAACACAGCUGACACACCGAGUCUCCCAAGAACUGGGCGGAUGACCCUUCUUUUGGCAGAAGUGCAGUCCUCUAGUUUGGCAAUUCAGAUGCUGAAGUGCAGACAAAUCUUUAUGGAGCAUAAUGCUGGAUUUUGAGUGGAGGUUGAGUCUUGCAGCAAUUCAGUUGGUGGGGAGUGUUUCAUUUGAGCUGUGACACUUGGAAUGGAAGGGCUUUAAACAUGGUGGGGGGUAAAUGCCGAACAGCCUUUGUCUGUAUAUUCUACAUAUGCCAUAUGGAUUCUAUCAGGGCUUGAUGCUAAACUUAGUGAUACCAUAUACUGGGAACCAAAUUCUUUCCUGGGAUGUGUUUUGUGUAAUUCCUGCUCAAAACAGGUUUUGAUCCAGGGGACACCUGCACCCAGAUGCAGAAUUUGGACUUGAGUUCCUAUAGGUGAAUCUAAUGGUUUCCUUGUUUUUUCCAGAGUGUCUUUGAUUUUUUUUUUUUUAAAUAUGUUGAAAUAUGACAGAUAAAAAAAAGUGUAUUCUGGCUCAUUAUUUUACAUAUCUUUUAGAUUGUCUAUUACAAGAGUGAUAGUGAUGUUCUAAAAGCUUAGUACACAAUUUAUCAAACCGGUUUUAUUUUUUGCCCACUCUGCAUGCUAAAAAUGUCUGGAGCUAAAUUAAUGUUUUAAGUGUAAACCAUCUUUUCUCAUAGUAGUGUUGGAGGAAAGCAGAGGGAUAACCACAGUUUCUGUUUGUGUUCUAUAAAAUGACUAUUUUUGUAGCUUAAAACCUUAGCCGUUGGAUUUCAAUCCCACAGUGUUGCUUUGUGGAUAUAAAUAUACCCGGGUCCGCUAUUUCAAAUAGUAUCUGUAUAUCAAGUCCAAUACAAAAUUAAACUAAUAAAAUGCACUCUUCUGCAAUUUGUUACUGAAAAUAUGGCAAAUUAUUUUGGUCCAAGAAUUCAAAGCAAAAUAGAGAAAGUACAUUUAACUAUUUAAGUCUUUAUUCCUUGAUGCUGCUGCUGAUUUUUUUUGAGAAGGUGCUUGCAGUUUUGCACAAAAUAAAUCAACUUUAUUAAUUGCUGAGUUUGAAGCACUUUAGGAUUCUUCUAAAUACAACCGGUAUAUGGUUUAAAAAGGAAUGACGUAGAAGAUGUUUGAUGUGUUUCAGUUUCGGUUGCAGUCUUGUUCUGAUAGAUUUGAUCAGCACGUUCCUUUUAAAUACAAACCUGCUUUUGGAGAUUUUAAAUUAGAAAUCGUUUUUUAUGGGCUGAAAUGUAACACCAUAGUAAGAGAUCAUUUGAGAACUAUCUGUCCUCAAAUGCAUGUAGGGUGACUUGAAUAGCAAUGUGACUACCUGGCCAUCUAUGAUCCAAAGGUACAACAAAGAUACAACCGUGUGUGUUCCUACAGCAAGAUCAGCAAGCUAUGAGCACGAGCAUUCUGGUUUUUAAACAAAAAACCUUUUUAUUAACUUUUGGCUAUGCACAGUAAGGUAGUUGUAUGUGGUAAGGCUGGAGUAUCUGCUUGUUGGGACCCCACUGCAACAGGUGCUCUGGGAAUACCAGAGGAAAAGGCCGUCCCUGCCUGGAAAUACUGGAGCCCGAAACCCAGAUGUUUUCUAGGGUGUACUUAAGAAAGUACAUGUGUAUUUGCUUCCCAGGCUGGGUCUGUAGUUCGGGACUCCGUAGUUUCCUAGGAUAACAAAAGCAGAGAAUAAAGCAACUGGUUAAGAACACCAUUUUCUGUUCACUACCUGUAACAGUAGUUCUGUGUGUUACUGAUAACAAAGCUGAUUUAACACCCGUGAGCAUAUGUUGUAUUGUCUUCUAAUGGGGAAAAACUUUUUUGAACAAACAAGUGUCACUAGCUUUUCUAUGAAUUCAGAUGCCUAAAUUGGUGCUAAUUUUUGUAAAGACGAUGUAACAGAUGGUUAGCAGUGUAUUUGUCUGUUUUUGAUACCUAUAUUUUCUUAAAUGACGGCAAGCCAAACUUUAUAAAAUGACUAAUGUGCAUUUUCAGCUUCAUUAGACUCCCAGAUUUUCCCUAAGUAAAAUGUUUUGACUUCCAUGGUAGCUUCUGCUGCUUUGGAACUAUUGCUUUCAGAUAUGUUCUACACUAUACACUAAUUAAAUGAACACAAUUAGAGAGGAUAGCAAUACAUAACUACCCCAGACUUUAAAUUGCAUGAGGUAUUGGGUUCCCCAGGUGGUUUUAGCAGUUUAGUGUAGUCAAGUUACCUAAUUAAGAGCAAAUCAGAUACCUGUGUGUGGUGAACUCAGUACAGUGAAGCCUUACCUGGUUGUUAAUGUAAUUUCUAAAGAGUAUGCAAAUUGUCAUCUAUUUUAAAGAGGGAAUAGCAAAUAGAAAUAAUUAACUGUUUUCAUACAAAUUCAUAAGUUAAUUGCAGAGUAUAUAUUCUAUAGUAUACUCCAGAACACAUGCUACUAAAGGGUAUAAUAGGCUCCUUGAGUGAUUUGUUACAAAAUCCAGUUUUAUCUAGUGGCUCAAAAUAACCCCCUCCAAAAUUCAGUUCUUGGAGAAUUUAUUUUGAAAUGCCUUUGUGUUUUCACUCCCUUCAGAAUGCCUUGUAUAUCUUGGUUUGGCCCUCUUUCCCACCUCCUGUUUACUAAAUGUCACAAAAAGUAGCAUCAAGCCCUAUCACUUGAUACAGUGUUCUGAUUUUAUGGCCUUAAUAUCAGUUCUAGUAUGGUAUAUAAUUUCAGAAGAAAGAUGUACUUUGAAGUCUAAUUAUAUAGCUACACGUGGCCUCUUCUGCCUAUGAAAUUAGGCUUUGAUUGUCAUGUCUCGUUCUUGACGCUUGUGCAAUAGGAACAUGUUCCUUUCAGUGCAGUGGCUAUUUUCUCUGAUGCUGGACUUUGUUUUCAGGAUGACUAGAAAGUCUUUUGGGUUUAGGUGGUUGUUUUGGGGGUUUUUUUAUGGGUAGCAGUCAUGCUUCCUUGUUUUUAUGGAAUGAUUUUCUUUAAGGAAACUAGAAUUUCAUAAGGAAAACUGUCAAUAACUAGUUCUGAAAUUCUAGUUAAAGCCUUGUUCUGAAGCUUUUUGGGUUGUUUUUUAUUUCUCCAAAAACCUUAUCGUAAAACAGUACAAAAGCCACUGUAAA
Messenger RNA from Colius striatus (speckled mousebird), 8594 nucleotides. It is a transcript of the gene MAPK9, whose product is annotated as mitogen-activated protein kinase 9. NCBI's taxonomy places the organism in Eukaryota, Metazoa, Chordata, Aves, Coliiformes, Coliidae. Gene Ontology annotation, biological process: protein phosphorylation; JNK cascade. The transcript has 12 exons. Gene Ontology annotation, cellular component: cytoplasm; nucleus. Bases 166 to 1440 code for a protein of 424 amino acids. Gene Ontology annotation, molecular function: JUN kinase activity; ATP binding. The record is from RefSeq and is a predicted model, not a curated record.